This is a messenger RNA of Helianthus annuus (common sunflower), 2885 nucleotides long. Its product is annotated as ubiquitin carboxyl-terminal hydrolase 17. The transcript is spliced from 10 exons. Gene Ontology annotation, cellular component: nucleus; cytosol. Lineage: Eukaryota; Viridiplantae; Streptophyta; Magnoliopsida; Asterales; Asteraceae. Gene Ontology annotation, molecular function: cysteine-type endopeptidase activity; cysteine-type deubiquitinase activity. Gene Ontology annotation, biological process: protein deubiquitination. The record is from RefSeq and is a predicted model, not a curated record. The coding region runs from base 173 to 2707 and encodes 844 amino acids.
UCGAUGCUACAAGAAAAUCGUUUUCUAACAGUCUAACGUACUAAUAAUAUUCUCAAGCCCUAAUUUCUCCAUCUGCAAAUCUCCAGCCACAAGUUUGCAAUUGCUUAAUCUAUCCAUCAAUAACUGCUGUUCAAUUAGGGUUUAAUCCGUAUGCAUCCUCAUUUUCGUAUAAAUGCUCGCUUUAAUUGUUCUGGUCGUGGUUGCGCCGGUGAUCGUGCUCGUUCUCCGCCGUAAGUGGCGGCAAGCGGUGGCGAGAAGUGAAGAGGUUCAGAGGCUUUUGGUUUCGGUGUCAGAGGAGUCCGCUAGGGUUGAGUUUGAGGCUAGAGAAGAGUAUUAUUAUACCGUAACUGCCACCGCCGCAGCAGCCGCUGGUAUACCUUCGGCUAGGGUUCCGGUUUCUACUCCGGCUGCGGUUCCGGCUUACGGUUCGGUGCCGUUUGGUUCACCGUUGAAGUUACCGUAUCAGUGUGCUGUGUGUUUUAGUCCUACUACUACGCGUUGUGCUAAGUGUAAAGCUGUUCGUUACUGCUCUGGAAAAUGUCAAAUUCUUCAUUGGAGACAAGGUCACAAAGCUGAGUGUCGUCCUUAUGUUGCUGCAAGUCCAAUAAACAACUUGGGAGACCACUCUAAUCGUCAAGGGGAUCGUAAAGACUCCAAUGAUAGUCUUGAUACCGAAGCUAAGCAAACUGCUACACCAACUACGUUUAAAGAUGAUAAAACCGUGGGAGACCACUCUAAUCGUCAAGGGGAUCGUAAAGACCCCAAUGAUAGUCUUGAUACCGAAGCUAAGCAAACUGCUACACUAACUACGUUUAAAGAUGAUAAAACCGUUGGUGGAUUGUCUUCUUCUAAACCCGGGAAGUCAAAUGAUGUUUUUAGUAACACGAGCACGACUCCCGAUAUUUCUAAAUCUGGGGAAGUAGUUUCAAGCUCAACCAGCAGACAUAUAUCUCACAGUACAAAGCCUGUGAAGGUGGAUACUGAAAUCAAAAGGGUCACUACCUGUUCGUCCCAGUUGACUAAAAAUUCCCGAAGUGUUCGAAGUGGAUCAAAGUCAUCAAAACUUAAAGUUGUUGACCACCUAAAGCCCACUAAGUGGUCUCGUCAGGAGUCAUUAGAGGGAGGGUGUGACAUAAGUCACAGAUACAGUUUUAAGGGUCUUUUCCCAUAUGAAAUGUUUGUAAAGCUAUACCAAUGGAAACAGUUUGAAUUGCAGCCUUUUGGCCUAAACAAUUGUGGAAACAGUUGUUAUGCUAAUGCUGUGCUCCAAUGUUUGGUAUACACUCCACCGCUGACUGCUUAUCUUCUUGAAGGGCUUCAUUCCAAAGCAUGUGAUAAGAGAGAACGGUGUUUCACAUGUGAACUUGAAGGCCUUGUUAUGAAGGCAAAGGACGGGAACUCUCCACUGUCUCCUGUUCGCAUACUUGCCCACAUUGAAAACAUUGGAAGCAAUCUUGGCCACGGGAAAGAAGAAGAUGCCCAUGAAUUUCUAAGGUAUGUUAUUGAUGCUUUGCAAUCAGCUUGCAUUAAGGAAGCCAAAAGAAAUUUGAACUCGUUCGAAGAAGAAACAACUCUCAUUGGACUCACUUUUGGGGGUUACCUACGAUCAAAGAUAAUAUGCAUGAAGUGUGGAGGCAAAUCGGAGCUGCAUGAGAGGAUGAUGGAUCUCACUGUUGAGAUAGAAGGUGAUAUAAGAACAUUAGAAGAUGCUUUGGAUAAAUUCACAUGUACCGAGAUUCUGGAUGGUGAAAACAAGUACAAAUGCAGCAGGUGCAAAUCCUAUGAGAAAGCCAAAAAGAAACUGACAUUACUCGAGGCUCCUAACGUGCUUACUAUUGCAUUGAAACGUUUUCAGUCUGGUAAAUUUGGAAAGCUCAACAAACCAGUUCACUUUCCCGAUAUUUUGGACAUGGCUCCGUAUGUCAGUGGGACAAGUGAUAAAUCCCCAAUAUACAGGCUUUAUGGAGUGGUGGUUCAUGUAGAUACGAUGAAUGCUGCAUUUUCUGGGCAUUAUGUUUGCUACGUUAAGAAUCUUCAGAAUCGAUGGUUCAUGUUUGAUGACAGCAUGGUUAAUGAAGUGGAUCUUCAACAUGUGCUGACAAAAGGAGCAUACAUGCUUCUAUAUGCAAGGUGCUCCCCACGUGCACCACGGUCAAUCCGCAGCUCAUUAAUCAACCACCAUGAUUCAAGAAAAGACGAUAUACCACCCUUAUCUGUAUCAAGACCUCGCACCACCGAACCUUGGGAUGCGUGUAAUUAUCACCCGCAGCAAGUCCACCACCGGAGUCUGGAGGAGGAAUCAUCUUCAAGCGACAACUCUGGAUUUUUCUCGGAGUCGUGUUCUUGCAGCACCGAGAGCACUCACAGAGACUCAAGCAGCAUCGAAGAUAACAUAUCUGGAGAUUGGGCACAAGAAUACCAUAAAACAAUCAACUUGAAUUCAUCAGAUUCCGACACCUCGUCAACCUCCUCCUCCCCCCCCUUACCCUUGUAUUCUAGGCGUUCUCACUUGUACGCUUCGACUACAAAUUGUGGGUCUCGGGUUGAGGCUGAUCGCAAGUCAAGUAACGUAUGUAGAAACUUAGAUUGUAGUUGUAAUUGUUGUAGUAGGGUAACUAAUUUGGAUAAAUUAGGCGGGUCGGGUACUUACCGAGGCGUAACCUCUCGAAGAUCAGCGACUCGGAGGAAUAACGAACUAAAAUAUUAAUAAAAAAAAACCAAACCCCUUUUGUUUAAGAAAGGGCUUAGUAAAAAUAGGGAAGGGAAUAAGGGUUGGGGGCAGGUGUAUUGUAGUUUAAAAAAAGUAUUGUUGUAAUGCGCCUUCAACAUUUUGUCACUCUCUUCCCCUUUUAAUUUAAUGUAUACAAGUGUUCCUUUCAUUGUCU